Molecule: messenger RNA, 996 nt
Organism: Ambispora leptoticha
Lineage: Eukaryota; Fungi; Glomeromycota; Glomeromycetes; Archaeosporales; Ambisporaceae
Source: the annotation of a GenBank genome assembly
AUGUCUUCCUCUGCAUUAUACAAAAAUAAAGAAAUUUUGGCACCAAUGGUCAGAGUAGGAACUCUGCCUAUGCGUCUACUUGCGUUGCAGUUUGGGGCGGAUUUAGUAUAUUCGCCUGAAAUAGUAGAUAAAAGUAUUGUUGCUUCAAUACGCACGUUUAAUGAAUCAAAUGGCCUAGUGACUUAUAUUAAUCCACAGAGUAAAUUAGCAUGUUUCCAAACACACAUCACCGAAAAACCGAAAUUGAUCUUUCAAAUUGGCACUGCGGAUCCUGAGCUUGCUCUUCAGGCGGCAUUAACCGUAAAACAAGAUGUUGCUGGUAUAGAUGUGAAUUGUGGAUGUCCGAAAAAAUUCUCGAUCCAGGGGGGAAUGGGUGCUGCUUUAUUGUCGAACCCUGAUCUAUUAAAGCAAAUCUUAACGAAUUUAGUUCAAAAGAGUGGGCUUCCGGUGUCUUGCAAAAUAAGGAUUUUAGAAACCAAAGAAAAAACGAUUGAAUUAUGUAAAAUGAUCGAGUCCACAGGAGUAAAAGCGAUUGCUGUUCAUUGUAGGCUGCGUGAUGAAAGACCACGUCAUCCAGGACACUGGGAUAUCUUUAGAGAUCUUGUCGAGAGCAUUUCUAUCCCAAUAAUAGCUAAUGGUGAUAUAUUUACUCGAGCAGAUAUCACACGACUAAAAGAAAUUUCAAGCAAUUCAGUCAUGUUUGCACGAGGAGCGAAAAAUAAUGUUUCGGUCUUUUGUAAGAAUGGUGAACUUUUACCAUUACGAAAAGUGGUGAUUCUUUAUAUUAAAAAGGCAAUUGAGUAUAACAAUCUCUUCUCGAAUACUAAAUAUACUAUAAUGCAGAUGUAUGCAGACAUCGCUAAAGAUUCGGAAUACGAUAGAGUUACAAAGGCAAAGUCCUAUGAAACCCUUUGUAAAAUUUUUGGGAUAGAAUUAGAUCAACAACAUAGUAAUACCAUGAAUCCGAUUUGUGAUGAUGUUAAUUUUGAAGAUUAA